AUGCUGAUUUAUAAGGACCAGGCUGAGCGUAUCAAGGGUCUGCGGGAACGUAGCAGCCUGACCCUGGAAGACAUCUGUGGCCUGGAGCCUGGCCUGCCCUACGAGGGCCUGGUCCACACGCUGGCCAUCAUCUGCCGCUCCCAGGCCAUCAUGCUUGGCUUCGAGGGUCGGGAGGCCAUGUGCGCCUGGGAUGCCCGCAUCCGCUAUGAGCUUGGAGAGGUGCACAGGUUCCAUGUGACGGUGGCCCCAGGCACCAAGCUCCAGAGUGGUCCUGCCACACUGCACCUCUGCAACGACAUCCUGGUGGUGACCAGGGACGUGCCUCCGGCCAUCACGGGGCAAUGGAAGCUAUCCGACUUGCGGCGCUAUGGGGCAGUGCCCAAUGGGUUCAUCUUCGAAGGCGGGACCAGAUGUGGGUACUGGGCCGGCGUUUUCUUCCUGUCCUCCACCGAGGGCGAGCAGAUCAGUUUCCUGUUCGACUGCAUCGUGCGUGGUAUCUCCCCAACCAAGGGUCCCUUCAGCCUGAGGCCCGUUCUCCCAGACCCGAGCCCUGGAGGGGCCUCGACCAUGGAGGAACGGGCAGCCCAGGAAGCCUUGCAGCUGGAGAAGCGGCUCAGCCUCCUGUCCCACUCCGGACACGGACACCCGGGCAGCAGAGGGGAUGACCGCAGUCUCUCCAGCUCGUCCUCAGAGGCCAGCCACUCGGACGUCAGCGCUGGCAGCCGACUGACCGCCUGGCCAGAGCCGUCUUUGUCCUCGGCCAGCACGUCUCAGGAGGGCCCGGGGCCACCAUCGACGCGGGCCCUGCACCUGGGGGAGGCGGCUGCCCCUGGGGAAGAGGCUCCAGGUCCUUCCCAGCAGCCCCCCAAGCCCCUGCGGCCUCGGCAGCUGCAGGAGGUCGGCCGCCAGGGCUCCUCAGACAGCGGCAUUGCUACGGGCAGCCACUCGUCCUGUUCCGGCAGCUUCUCGUCCUACGCCGGCAGUAGCCUGGACGUGUGGCCGGCCGCCGACGACUUUGGCUCCUUGCUCAGCCUGCCGCCGGUGGCUGGGGGGCCUGAACCCGGCCUGUGUGCCUGCCCCCCCGGUGUGUCCCCUCGGGUGGCCGAGUACCAGGUGCCCGGUGCGCCUCGGCCUCACUACGACACACCCCGCAGCCUGCGUCAGGCACCGAGGGACCAGGACCCAGCUUCACAGGGUGGACCCGACAAGGGUGCAGCCGCCACCACCACUGCUGCUGGGGACUCGGGCAGCCAGACGUCCACAGAGUGUCCCUCUGGCUGGCUAGGCACAGAAGUGCGAGGACCGGUGACAGAGGCGCCCGGCGAGCCGUGGGAGGUGGCUGUUCCUCACACGGGGACCAGCCCUGCCUGGUUUUCUACCUGCCCCGUCUGUGGAGGGCUCAAGGCGACGCUGGCUCUUCUCAUGCUGGUUCCAGCCUUCAUGGAAUACAGCCGCUUUGCACCAUCUGUCCUGCGCUGUGCGAUCCUGGAUGCGCUGAGACAAGUCUGGCUUGUGUCCAUCGCAUGCUCGCGGGCCCUGGGCCUCAGUGAGGACCGCUUUGCCGAGGGGGCUCGGGGAACCGUCACCAUGCCAUGGACACUGCCCCUGCCCUUGUCUGUCCACAGGCCCUGCCCAGGGCUCCGAGGCCACAGUGCAGUUGCCUGUCUCGGGGCCCUGGGUGAGGCCAGCUCUCUGACACAGACAUUCUCUUUGGUUCAGGCAGCGGCGGCCACACCCACUGGACUUCCACGUGCAGGAGCCCUGGGGCCCGGGGACAGCGAGGCGCCUGUGUACCUGAACCUUCCGGUCAGCCCCUCCGCCGGCAAGCAGCCGCACUACCUGGGUCUGCAGUUGCAAGGGGCCGGGCCGGCGGUCCGAGGGGCCAGCGCCUCGCGGUAUGCACACAUCGACGUCACAGCCACCGAGACCGCGCAUCGGGUGGGCACGCAGCACGCACAGACGCGGGAGGAGCGGCUGCCGGAGCUGGAGCAGAGGAGGCGGGCACAGCCGUGA
Messenger RNA from Chrysochloris asiatica (Cape golden mole), 2013 nucleotides. It is a transcript of the gene DOK7, whose product is annotated as docking protein 7. Gene Ontology annotation, biological process: positive regulation of protein tyrosine kinase activity; neuromuscular junction development. The coding region runs from base 1 to 2013 and encodes 670 amino acids. NCBI's taxonomy places the organism in Eukaryota, Metazoa, Chordata, Mammalia, Afrosoricida, Chrysochloridae. The transcript has 10 exons. The record is from RefSeq and is a predicted model, not a curated record. Gene Ontology annotation, molecular function: protein kinase binding.